AUGGACUCCAAUAGUGUAUGGGAUGAGGCAUUGCCGCAUUCAUACUCACUCAUUGCAGAGGAAGGGUGGUUCAACAAGCAUUGGGUCUACUCCCAGCUGUCACGGUCACUGUCAACAAAAUAUCUCGCUCCUAGGUUGGAGGUUCAAAUUGUUCUAGACUGGGAAAUAUUGCAGUUGCAACCUAUUAACUCACAUGCGCCAGCCAAUGUGAGUUGGCAUCACCAGUAUGCCGUGUGUCCCAGCAUCUGUAGGAGCAAGAAUAGCCUCUGCAAACCAAGGAUCAGAGGUUAUUCAUGCCAUUGUAGUGACGGUUACGACGGCAACCCUUACACCACGGAUGGAUGCAAAGGCAGUCGCCCCAAACAGUUUAAAGGUACGAGCGCCGUUGUAGGAGCUGUUGUUGCUGCAGCUGGAGUCGUACUUCUGUUUCUGCUUGGGUUGUUGAUUCUGAAGAAACUAAAAUACGAGAGGGCUAAAAUGUUAAAGCGCAAGUUCUUCCAACAAAAUCACGGACAAUUAUUGCAACAGCUUGUAUCCCAAAGUGGUGGUAUUGCAAAAAGGAUGAUCAUAACCUUGGAAGAGCUAGAGAAGGAAACACAUUGUUUUGAUAAUGAUCUCGUCGUUGGAGGUGGGGGACAUGGUAUUGUUUACAAAGGGAUUUUAUCGAACCAACAUAUUGUAGCCAUCAAAAAACCCAAAAACAUGGUGCGGAUGGAGAUCAAUGAGUUUAUCAAUGAGGUAGCUAUCCUAUCACAAAUCAACCAUAGAAAUGUUGUUAAACUAUAUGGUUGUUGCCUUGAAACUGAAGUCCCAAUGUUGGUCUAUGAGUUCAUAUCUAAUGGAACCCUUUACGAGCAUCUUCAUGUAGAAGGACCAAAAUCAUUGUCUUGGGAUAACAGGUUGCGGAUAGCCAUUGAGGCAGCAAAAUCCCUAGCAUAUCUUCACUCGGCUGCUUCAACCCCUAUAAUCGAUAGGGAUGUCAAGAGUGCUAACAUAUUGUUGGAUGAUACUCUGACAGCAAAGGUAGCAGAUUUUGGAGCUUCAAAGUACAUUCUGAUGGAUAUAUCUGGGGUUACCACAAGGGCGCAAGGUACGAGAGGAUAUUGGGAUCCUAUGUACUUUUACACAGGCCGAUUAACUGAGAAAAGUGAUGUUUACAGCUUUGGAGUUGUCCUUGUGGAACUGCUAACCAAAAAGAAACCAUUUUCAUAUUUGUCCUCAAAUGACGAGAGCCUUGUUGCACAUUUUGUUACCUUGUUUGAAGGAGCGGCACUAUUCCAGAUCUUAGAUCCGCAAGUUAUGGAGGAAGGUGGCAAAGAGGUCGAAAAAGUUGCUAGUAUUGCGGUUGCAUGUGUAAAGUUAACUAGAGAGGAUCGUCCGACCAUGAGGCAAGUGGAGUUAACACUAGAAGGCACACGUGUGUCUAGGGAGGGCACUUCAGAUAAUGCAUCUCCAUCCACAGGAAAGUUGAAAGCAACACUGGGGGAUCGACCAGACGACACAGCAUGGAACUUGAGUUCAGAUUAUCUGCAGAGCACCCUCGAUAGUUUUUCAUAUUUGAAGAUGAGUUGA
This is a messenger RNA of Triticum turgidum subsp. durum (durum wheat), 1572 nucleotides long. Lineage: Eukaryota; Viridiplantae; Streptophyta; Magnoliopsida; Poales; Poaceae. The record is from the annotation of a GenBank genome assembly.